Messenger RNA from Xyrauchen texanus (razorback sucker), 4054 nucleotides. Its product is annotated as cingulin. The transcript has 18 exons. The coding region runs from base 424 to 2649 and encodes 741 amino acids. Lineage: Eukaryota; Metazoa; Chordata; Actinopteri; Cypriniformes; Catostomidae. The record is from RefSeq and is a predicted model, not a curated record.
ACCGAAUGCGUUUCGUGUCCGUCCGCGCAGUUUUUAAUUGUUUUUCUAUGUAAACGUCCGCUAGACGGAUGUAUUUGAGCGUUACGCCGCGUCUCGAUGUGUUUACAGCGUCUCUUGCAGACGCCAUGUCAGAUUAAAAAAAGAGGGUACAUUUUUAAAAACGCUUCUCGAGACACGCGUUGUUGCAUUGGUUUAGCGGUCUGAAAAUGUAGAAUAGAAGGUGAAACAUUAGCAAACAUCUGUUUCUAGGCAGCAUGGAUCAUGAACUUUUUAAUUUGCGUCGUUGAACGCAUCGAAAGAAAUAGUUUUAUGCGUCCAGUUGAGUCAACACAGUAGCGUUCAGAAACGCGUGUUUUUGCGGAAUAGCUCACUUUCAAAACAAUUACGUAACUUUUUCACAGAAAGGCUUUUGAAACUCCGGAGAUGUGUACAGUACAGGAUGAAAAGCUGUUCCAGGACAUAGAGCAGAGAUUGCUGGAUGAAGGUUUGGACUCUUCAGCAUCCUGUGAAGAGCAUCUGCAUUUUUUGUGGAAUCUUUUCAUGAGCAGUGAAAGUACUGUGAGCUCUCUCAACCAGCAGAUACAAGAUCUGCAGAAAGAGCGUGUCGCUGAGAUCGAAAAGGUUCAGCAAUAUGUCAGUCAUAUUAAGAGUCUCACAAAGACACGUGACUCUGUGGCGUUACAUCUCGAGCAAGAAAAUGAAACGCUUCGUGGCACUAUAGAAGACAUUCAUCUGCAGCAAGAGACACAGAGGAGCGAGAUCGCUGAGAUGUUGCUUCAAGAGGGUCUGGCUGAUAUUAUUCCCAUCAGCCUCUGCGAGCAGGUGGCCUACCUCCUUGCCGACAGAGCCUCUCUGCAGGAGAAAACACAAAGCCAGGAUGUGGAUAUGAAGGCCACAUGCUAUCCUGAUGGCCAAAAGGAGCCAACCUCACAGGGUCUUGGAGAGAAUGUGGUCGGGGUGGCGGCACGACAAGUUCAGAGCCCUUGGAAGAGACUCCUUGGACUCAAAAAGGCUGCUCAGAGUAAACAGAAGUCGACUCCUGUGGUUGAUCCACAGUACUGUGGGAAUAGUAAUCUGAAGGGGCGAACGCUGCAAGAACUGGAGCGAGAUGUAGAAGAGGCCUCCGCACGCCUCACCAUGGCCCACAAGGAGAUCCGCAGACUCACGGAUGAGCUUGAGUCUGCUCACCUAACCCAGAAAGCUUAUGAACCAGAGCUGCAAGAAGCUCAGAUGAAGAUUGAACUCCUCAGACAGGAACUGGAGAAGCUGAAGCGCUGUGAUGUGGCUGAACUACAAAAAACUAAAGAAACAAACAAAAAAUUGGAGGAAGAUUUGUACCAUCUAAGGGAGACAGUGAAGUUAUUACAAGCAGAGCAUCUACAAUUGCAGGUGUUGGAUGAAAACUCUGACAGCUCUGCCACUCCACCACAAGAAAAGACAUCACAGGAAGAGAAUAUCCAUAAACGGUGUCAUGAGGAGAUGCAGGAGAGGUUGAGCGUCCUACAAGAUAUGACGCAAGUCACGUUCAAGCUCCAGGUGGAGUUUGAGAUGGAAGCAGAUCUGAGGAGGAGAACAGAGGAGGAAUGCGAGGAACACAAGUUGAAGAGGAUAGAGGCAGAGCAGCUGGUUCAAGACUUCCAGAGACUCUGUGAGAAGCAGGCAGAAGAUUAUAGGACCACCAUUGGCGGCCUUCACGUGGAGAUCAGAGAUUUAGUGGCUAAGUUACAAAAGCUAGAGGCCCAGGAAGUGGAAAGACAAUGCAAGGAACACCUGAAGCAGUUGUCCUCUCUGAACGAUGAAGUUUGCAAUCUGAAGUCAGUCCUCCAGGAAAUGCAGGAGAAGAUGAGACAGCAGUCCACGGCCAUGCAGAGGCAAAUUGACCAGACCAAAGCUUUGGUCCAGUCACAGGAGGUUCAGCUACAGCAGGAUGCUGAGAAGCAAAAGAGGUUGGCUGUGGAACUUCAAAGAACCCAGAACAUCAUUAGCACCACCAAACUUGAACUGCUCUCCGAGAGAGAAAACAAUACACAGCUACUAAGAAAUAUCACUGAUCUGGAGCAGGAAAACUUGAAGCAGCUCCAAGAAUAUAUUAAUGACUCGGAGAGCAGACUGACCAGCAGUCAACAGGAGACUGAAUCUCUCAGGACAGAACUUCAGCUCGCCCUAGUUAGUGUGGAUGCUGAGAGGAGUAAAUACAACAACAAGCAAAUCCACUACAAAAACAAGCUGAGCCGUGCCAAAGGAGUGUACCUGAGAGAAAUAGGGUGGCGCGACGAAAAAAUAAAGGACUCCGAGAAAGAGAUUUUCAUUCUCAAGAAGCAGGAAGAGAAGAGGUCAGACAUGAUGGAGAUAAUUUCAUCUGAAAAUGAGAUGCUGCUCCAGAAGACGAGAGACCUUUUUUCUCAACUGCACGAUUUGGAAGAGGCACAAAAAAAUGCUUUAGAUACGGUUUCCUCCAUGCAGAUGAGGAUACAUUUGCUUGAAGAAGAAAAUAUUCAUCUACAACAAACAACAGCACAAAUGUCCGAGCGCAUUGAAUGCCUGGCAAUACUGGCCGAGACGAAUUGUGACAAUUCUUCAACAAGUCCAGAAGUCACUGAAGAGAGCCGCAUCAUAGAGGGAGAAGACCAACCUGCCCUGCCCACAUAAACAUCUUCAGAUCUCUUUUCAUUGUAAAUUACUCCUAAAAUUAUUUUUGUACAUUUUGUAAGUUAUAAAAUCUAUUAAUAUUUCUAAAUAAUCAUACAAAUGAUCUCAAGCUGUUUUUAUUUUAUGCAACAAAAACCUUCCAUUCUUCUCAUUUGAGUCAUGUAAGGGGUUUCCAAACUGGGGUCCAGGGACCCCCAGGGGCAGUAAGGGGGUCUGCAAAAAUUUUCAGAGAAAGAGUGAGAAACGUAAGACUUUUUUUGUUUCGUCUUACAUUAUUACCCUUUCAUUCUGAAAUCACAAUUAUUUUAUUGUGUUGACGUCCAUAGUAAGAAAUAAAAACAGAAAUAAAAAUAAAUUGGCAUAUAAUUUAAAGGAAUAUUCUGGGUUUAAUACAAGUUAAGCUCAGUCAACAGCAGUUGUGGCAUAAUGUUGAUUACAACAAAACUGUAUUUUGACUCGUCUCUCCUUUUCUUUAAUAAAAGCAAAAAUGGAGGUUCCAGUGAGUCACUUACAAUAGAAGUGAAUGGGGGCCAAUUUUUGAACAUUAAAAUAUUCACUUUUUCAAAUAUAUAGCCACAAGACAUAAACAUUAUGUGUGUAAAAAUUAUUUUAGUGAUAAAAUCGCUUUCUGUGUAAAGUUUUUUUACAACUUCUUUACCUUGAUGAUGUAAUGUUGACAAACCCUAAAAUGACUAUAAAUAUGGCGAUAAACAACUUAAAAUCUCAAAUAACACACAAGUUUUAACAGAAGAAUUCAUAUAAGUGUUUUUAUAAAAUUAUAAGUUUCUUCAAAUUUCUGCCUUUAAAAACUUCAAAUAUCAGCCCCUAUUCACUUCUAUUUUAAGUGCCUCACUGGAACCUCCAUUUUUGCUUUUUUGAAGAAAAGGAGGGACGAGUCAAAAUAAUUUCAUGUGGUAAUCAACAUAGUCACAAAUGCUGUUGAAUGAGCUUAACUUGUAUUGAACCCGGAAUAUUCCAUGAUGAAACAAGUGUUGUACUAUUCUCUGUAAAGCUGCUUUGAGACAAUCUUUAAUGUUUUAUUGUAUACUUUAAAUUGAUUGAUAAAGCACUUUUUACAAUAAAUGUAAAUAUUUCAAAUGAGAGAUUUUCUUAAUUAUAUGUUUUAAAUAUUUAAUAACUUAUUUUGGCUUUAGUAUAAUAACAAUAAAAAAGUUAAUUAUUUAAAUUUUGCAAACAAGAAGUCUUUAAAAUGUAAUAUUGACUGCUUUUCCCACAGGGGGUUCCUCACAAGGGGAUCAUCAAAUGUUGUGGUUAUCAUUAAAAAGUUUAAAAACCCCUGAUGUAAGACUGACUCUCAUUUGAGAGUAAAAUCGUUUUAAAUUGUACAAAUCAAGCUUAUUAAGUUUUGAAGCAAUUAUUUAUUUUUUGUUUAUUAUUAAAAAGU